GUCAAUUGUCAUCACUCACCACUUUUUAUUUUGUGAUUGAGAAACAGGAUAAUAAAUAUUCAAUAUCAGUUCAUAAAUAAAAUUAAUAAUUAUUAUAGAUUAUAAAAGAAAUAUGCCUGCGACCUUCAUUCAUAGAAGUAUAUUAACUGUUGGAUUUUUAUCAUUAUUCCACGCCGCGUAUUCAGCAGCCCAACACAGGUCAUAUCUUCGAUUAAACGAUUUAGACUUUACACAUCUACCACUAGACAUAUUUUUACAAGCCCUAGUUAGUCUGUUCAUUAUAAUGUAUGGCGUAUUAAAUAUAACCGGAGAUUUCAAAGAAAUUAAAGCUGCAGCGGAGUUAGAUAACAAGUCAUGGGAAACGUUUAGAAAUAUACCAUCUUUUUACAUAUUUAAUCAUCGUGGUGGUAAAUCUUCUCCAGUGUUAACAAAGACCAGUUUAGAGGAAAUUGAAUAAAAACAAUAGGAACCAAGUAACUGUUAGAUCUUUUCUAUAAGUAUUAUAAUAAAAUUAAAAACUCAGUUGGAUUUUUUUUCUCUAAAAUUGAUUUAUGGCUCCAUAUUAGGUGAAUUUGGAUAGUCAGGGCCUGAAGCGAAGUUCUUAUGGUGCUUUUAACUGCCAUUUAAGCAUAUUGAACUGUCACUAUCGGAAUAAAUAAACACUAAAAGGGUAAUUUGGAAAUAAAAAUCCUCACUCAAAAUUAUGUUUUUAGAACUGUAACCCAAGAUCAAGCUGUAUUAAAUCUUCUGCCGUUGGAUCAAGUGGAAUUCACAUAAACUUUAUUUUUUGUUGUCCUUUCAUACUUACCUCACUUAAUAUCAAAAAAGAUAUGGACAAAAGCACUAUUGUAAUUAAAAAUACAAAUUAAUACUAAAUAGUUUCACAAAAUAAUUCUACUCUUUACAGUUUUAAAUUUGUCUAUUACAAAUCAAUAUUAGAUGCACAGUCCCAUUCAAUAUUUAGUAAUGCUAUAUUUGUCCUUAGACAUGGUCGACCUAUAAAAAUAUAAUAUUUGUUAGUUUAUUAAAAGACAUUUCGCCUGUUGCAGUGUUUAGCAAUUGUUAAUAAAAAAAUAAUAGAUAUAUUUUGCAUAAAUUAGGAAACCUGAUUCCAUUUUUUUUUAAUUAGGAAAUUCAGUUUUUAAUUUAUAUUCCUCAUUUAUUUCAGAACUGAAUACCUUGAUAAUUUAUAAUACUUUCUGAGCCUUUAUUUUUAAUCUGAUUUUUGUGAAAUUUUCAGGAAAUAAUUAAACUUAGGGUGCCUUUUGUAAACCUUUGAAAAGUAUUUUGAAAAUUUUUAAAAAGAAUAAAAAAAAACAUUUACGUGCCAUAAUGUAUUAAAUUUAUGAAAAUUUACUGCUUUUUUAAUUGGAUUUUCCCACCUUUUUCUCAAACAUCUCUGUAGAGUGCUGCAAUAUCCUUGCACAAAUUUAAAGCUCUCAAUAUUUUCGAUGUGCUUAAUAUCACUAAGUAUUCCCAGUGUCACACAUAUAAAUACAAUUUUAUAUUAGAAAUCCCUUAAAACAUUUUUGCUUUCGCAAGAGUUCCAGUUUGCUCUUAAUAGACUACAAAACGAUUUGUAUUCAACUAUUUCCAGUUAGAUAGAAGAUAAGCAUGAAAUUUAGUUUGUAAUCAGAAAAGUCAUCAAAUGUGUUGUUUGAAUAAAUGUAUCCAUACAAAAAUAUACAACUAGGGCAAUUUUCUAUGUAUCCAAAGGUGUUUUUCAUAGUGAAUAAGUUUUCAACGGAUUUUUACUUUCCUAUCUGUAUACAGAUAAGGAAAGUAUAGGAAUCAUGAUUUUUUUCGACCUCCAGUUUUCGACGAAUUUUUACGUUUUGGGGUCCCGUGAAUCCGUUUUGACUAUUUUUGGAAUGAUGUGUGUGUGUGUCUGUAUCCACCAUAACUCAUGAACCGAUACAAAGAAAAACACCAAAUUUUAAACUUAAGCUUUGUUUCGGCCUGCGGUGAACUGAUUAGAUUUUGGGCAGAGUCAGAACAUUUGGGGGGUACUUUAUUGGUGGUCAUUUUUAUAUUUUAUGGAAUAUAUCCGUUAUUUACGUUUGGAGAAG
Molecule: messenger RNA, 2069 nt
Organism: Psylliodes chrysocephalus
Lineage: Eukaryota; Metazoa; Arthropoda; Insecta; Coleoptera; Chrysomelidae
Source: the annotation of a GenBank genome assembly